CCUGCCCCUUAUCCCCCACCCCCCUUUCAAACAACACCCCCUCCUUUUUGCGUCUCUCCCCACCUCCCUUUCUCGUUUGUCGGAGUAAGCGCCCGCGUCUCGCACCCGCGUCUCGCACCUGCGUCUCCCAUUCGCGCAUCACAGACGCAUCUCAUGUCCCCCCCGUCCCUGGUCACUGCCGGUGCCGGCGACGGCUCCACCUCUGCCGGACGCGUCAUUGUCCACCAGGGGUACCUCGAGAAGAAGAGCAACUCCUAUCGGAAAUUCCAACGCCGGUGGUUCGUCCUCCACACGGCUCCCGGCGGGGCCGAUGCGCGGCUGUCCUACUUCGAGAGUGAGGCCAAGGCUGCCGCCCUGGUGUCGGCCAUGGGGUCCGGCUCGCACACCGGCGCCGGUGAGCCCCUCUCCCCCCUGGGCAGCUCCUCCUCCGCGUACAACCUGUCCAACCUGGAUGACAGUGAUUCCGACAGUGAGGACACCGGCAAGGAUGGCGAGGGUGCCAGCGGCGGCAUCCAGCUCCUGCCUAUGGCUAUGAUUUGGCGAACCGGCCCGUCGGCUGGGCCGGGAAUUCCUUCCUUCAAGCUGUCGUCCAGCACCCGGGCAUCGACCGCCGCAUCGACCGCUGCCACAACCUCCGGAAUUGCCAUCACCACCACACCGCCAGUCAACCAGAACCCCGAGCACACGGGUGUCAUCCAUGCCCAUGGUGCCGGGUCCGGGGUGCCUUCCUUCGAGCUGGAUGUCCUCGGCCGAACGUACUUCUUCCGGGCCUCGAGCGAAAUGGAAAUGGAUUCCUGGAUUUCGGUCAUUGCCCCGCUCAUCCCCCAGCACCCAACCAUUGCCUCGAUUGCGCCGGUGCAUCACCGGUCAGAGGAUGUGUUCGGCACCGCCGACAAGCCGCUGGUCCUGUUCGCCGAGCUGGCUGGCAAUCUGGACAAGCUGAGUGGCACUUUCAAGAACUGGAAAAGCCGCUACUUCGUGCUUCGCGGAUACAAGCUCCUUUACUAUGUGGACGAGUCUCUCCGAGAGCCGGUCGGGUCGAUUGAUUUGCACGAUGCCACCCACGUGUCCAUUGGCGCCCCGACCAGCAAUGCCCCGAGCACCUCCGGCUCCAAGAACCUGAUGCCGAGCAUCCUGGGCUCCGUGCGCUUUGGUCGGUCGAAGUCCGGGUCCGGGUCCGGAUCCAGCACCUCGCAGGCCCAGGUCCUGACCGUGUACACCCACAACCGCAGCUAUCCCUUCCGGAUUCCCUCGCCCAACUCCGGCAUCGAUGCCGAUGUCUGGCUGUCGGCCCUGUCCGCGGCCGUGACCCGGGUUAGCCGAUGCGCCGGCGAGCGUGCGCGUGUGUGGGGCAUCACCUGGGACCCCAAGCGCCGGACAACCCUCUUCCUGCCAACCAUCAGCACCCCGGCGCACUACCUCGCCGCCAAGGCCACCGCUUCUGAUCUCAACAAGCGCAGCACCCUUACUGGCUUCAAUUCCAUCCGGGCUUCGACCAUUGGGCUGGGUGUGUCAGCCAGUUCCCCGAUCAAGGAGGCAUCUUCGCCAACCUCGCCAGCUAAGGAGCCUGCGGUGUCGGCUUCGCCGGUGGUCACUUCCCCCCCGGAGCCAGUCGCCUCGGAGCCAGCCGUCCCGGAGCCAGCCGUCCCGGAGCCAACCGUCCCGGAGCCAGAAGCCGAUGUCGUCUUUGCCCCUGCCGUCCAGGCCCUGGAGCCCAGCACGGCCGAGGAGGCUCCCGCAACCUCGAGUGCCGCGCCAAGCUCCGACCUCACGACCGCCCCCCUGCCGAUCAAGCAGCCCACUGCUCCGGAUUUCGGGCGCCAGGCCUCCAGUGACCUGGACAUGCUGAUUGCCUCGCUGACUCCCACCGCCGGGGCUGGUACCCCCCCACCGCCGGCCAUCACCCUCCCCGUGGAGUCCCUGCGGUCCGAGCACACCAGCCAGACCAUUGCUUCGCCGAUUCCGGAUGCCGCGCUGCCCACCCCUCCACAGAGUGCAUCCCUCCUGCCUCCCCCGCAUCCCCUUGGCCCGGCGGGGUCGCGCGUGUCAUUUGUCGGCGGAGCGGCCCUGCCCUCGCCGCUAUCGGGACCGGCUCUCACCAACGACGGGGCCUCCACUGCUGCUGGUCUGCCUCAAAAGCCGUCCUCAGUGACGGCGACAUCGCCAGACGGCUACAUCUCCGUGGAUCCGCUGCAGAGCCUGUCCGGCAACGGCUUCGAUGAGUCGCUCAUUGCCCUGAUCAACCCUGGUGCUGGGCCGGCUCUGCCGGCGCCGUUGCCGGCACCACUGCCUCCCGCCCUCGAGGAGGCCCAGUCGCCUGCCGAAUCGACCGAUCCUGCGGCCGAUCCUGCGGCCGAUCCUGCGGUCGACCCUGCGGCCGAUCCUGCGGCCGACCCUGAUGCGAUUCCUGACUCCGAGGAUGCCAGCGAGCUGGUCGAAGAGCCGGCCGAGGAGGUCACCGUGGAGGCCAUCCCCCUGUCGGAUGUGCCGACAGACGCCCUGCUGUCGCUGGUCAUCCUGCAGGUGUCCCUUCGCCUGCCGGGAACUCUCUUCGAUGGUGAUGUCUCCUCGGUGCCCGGUGGCUCCUGCCUGGAAGUGAGCUCGUCGCAUAUGGAUUCCCCGGCGCAGGGGUUCUUCGACUCGUUGGCUAUCCCCUCGCACCUGGGUGCUUUCCCGCGGGCGGCCCUUCGCCAGACCAUCCCCGAUGGGGCCCUUGUCGAGGCGGACCUAACUCUGGCCUUUAUGGAGCUCUGGACCCGCAUCGCGUGGGAUCCCCAGACCUUUGCCACGUUGCUGGUGGAUCAUAGCACCAAGCUCGGUGAGGUGACUGGUGCCCCGGGCUGUGUGAGUUUCUUGACACAGGUGGCGCUGGCUGGGUACAUCCUCCAGUGGCCGAUCGCCGAGCCGGACUACCACACCCCGGCCCUGGUGGCGAUCACCUUGUUGCUGAUGCUCCUGGCUCGUGGGUCUCUCGGCGUCGCGGACUCGCGACUGGAGAGCCUGCUCCCGGCGUCGGCUUUCUUGGCCGUUCUGCGCCCGGUGAUGUCCUUCUUCCCGGCGUGUUCCUUCCAGCCGGCCGCCCUACUUGCGACGCCCCUGACCCCGGCUACAGUGGUCAUCUUCCUGGACUUGUUGCUGUCCAUCGAUCUGUCCGAUUCCGGCGCGUCGUCGUUGGCUGAGCUCUAUCCCUCGGUCACCGGGGCGGACUUCGCCCGGAGCACGGUUGCCUGCUUCCAGGCGACUUCGACCUCGGUCCGGCGCUUCACCGGGGUGGCGGCCGCCAUCGAGGCUCUCGGGGCCAUCUCGGCACUGCGCCUGUUGAGAGCCCUGCUUCCCCAUAACUCCGACUCGGGGGAGAUCCGUGCCCUGAGCACCGGGCUCGGUCAGCAGCUGUCUCCCUCGUCGCUGUCCUGGUGGUGGCUUGAGCCAUCCGAUCAGCUGGGCGCCCCGGCUGGCGCGGAUGAGGAGGACGACGAGGAGGGGGCUCCCUGCCUGCAGGAGGCACUGGCCUCUUCGCUUGGCGCGGGCCUGCCCAUUCUCUUUGGCUAUUUUGCCUCGCCAACUGCUUGCAUCCUGGCCACCAAGGAUUUGUUCGACCCGCCAUCGGCCUUCGGCAAGUUCGGCCUCGAGCUUGUUGCCUGCAUCAUUCGGCCGCUGUUUGAUGGGGAUUCCGUCCUCUCGGGCGAUGUGGCCAUGGAUGACGUGUGUGCCGCGCUGGAGGCGGCUCUUCGCGCAAGCGUGGCCCUCUUGACGGCCUUCCCCCCGGGAGCGUCCCCAGGGGACAAUUUUGCCAGCUGGCUUUUCGGAGCCAUGUCCAAGCCGGCCACCGGGUCCGAUCCCUCGAGCGAUCCGAUGUCGGCCCGGCGCAAGUGGGCUCUGGAGGCGGUAUCCAUCACUCGUGUGCUGGUGGCCCCGGUGCUGGUGGCCGGCGCCUUGCAGAUUGGCGGCGCCACGGCUUCGGAGGACAUGGACGUCUUGGCGGCCGCCCUCCAGGCCGACACGCCCCUGGUGCACCUGGUCCCAAGCGCGCUAAAUGCCAUCCGCCGGUCGCUUCAGCGGGCCGGGUGCCUUGAGCCGCUGGUGGACAUUCUCGCCGCUCCGCCGGGCUAUUGUCACAUUCAUGAUACCACCGGUGAACUGUUGGCCCGCGCGACUGAAGCCUUGCUGUGGUUCUUGGAGGAGGAGCUGUCCACGCGCGAGCUGAUUCGCAGCAAUGCGGCCAAGUUCCUGGUUGAGCAGUUGGCCGCCUGCUCACACGCUGGCAGCGCUGCACUGGCCGACUCGCCGACCAGCGCCGCGGCCAAUGUCACUCCUGCGCAGGCGGCUAACCUCUGGCGGCAGCGCCGGGUAGCUGGAGCCGCCGUGGCGGCCCUCUGCCGGCUGACAUCGGCGGAUGACUCGUCUCGCCAGGCGGUCCUGCGGGCUGGGCGCCACCGGCUGCUUCUGACCAUGCUGUCGAAUGCGGUGGCCCAGGCGCCGGUGCGCUUGGCACACCGGGACCCGGAGACCGGCUUUGGUCUUUGGGCACCGGGGCACUUCACCCUGGGCCAGGACCGGGUACCGGGCCCUGCCAAUGGGGGGGACAGCCUUGGGGCUGGGUUCGCCACAUGCGACACGGCCACCACCCUGUACCGGGCGGUGGAGUUGCUGGGCAACCUGGCCCACGAUGCGGAUCCCAUUCGUUUGUUGGAUGCAGCCGAUGCCCCGGGGAUUCUAAUGACCGUCCUCGCCCGGUUCCAUGGCGGACAGGCGGUUGACGGCGGCGGCGGCGGCGGCGGCGCCGAGGGUCCUGGCGACCGGGCGCCGGCCUAUCGUGAUGAAGAGCUGGCUCUGGCUGCGGCGGUGGCCCUGCACAAUCUGUCCCUGGACCCGGUGGCUCGGGCAUCGCUCCAUCGUGAUGGGGCCUUCGGGCCACUGGUGGCCUUGGCCUGCCUCCGGGCGGAUCUCCUGCCGGAGGUGGGAACCGCCGGGGCGACCGAGGUGCCCAAGCGCGAGCGCGGUGUCUGCGCCGGGCCCAGCCCGGCACGCACCGUGCAGCGCCUGCUACUCCGUGUGUUGCUGAAUGUGUGCCAGGAGCCGCAGCAUCUGGUGGAGUUGUACUGCCUGGCGGCGCAUGGGGCCAUCGGCCGGGUGGCCGAUGCGGCCACCGCCCUCCCGAACCCGGGGGAUGUAGAUGAGGAGUUGGCCGACAUUUCCGCCGUGUCGACCUACCUCCUGGCGGCGGUGAGUGCCAUUACCCCGGAGGAUCUGGCCGCACAUGCGGACGCCAAUGAGGAGGGCGACACGCAGGAGGCCGGUGACGCGGAUCUGGAUGACGCGCCCGAGUCGGGCAAGCUCUGGCUCCGACUGUCCUACAGCGGGACCACUCGCAUGGCAACCAUUCGCCGGCCGACCGCGGAUCGGCCUCUGCGCAAGGCACAUCUGGAUGCGGUGGCCCGGCAGCGCUUCGGAUCGGCCACGGCCGGCGUGUCGGCCGGGCGCAUGGUCUUCUGGCACUGCGACUCCGAGGGAACGGAGCUGGCCAUCGCGGCCGACGACGAGGCGGCCUACGUGUCGGAGAUCCUGCUGGCCGGCGUGGCCGGGAGUGAUGCCGAUGCUCGGCUGACCUUGUCUCUGCGGUUGGCCAUUCAGCCGCCAGGGGCCGGGGAUUCGGACGAUCCGGGGGCCCCGCCGCCCCCGUCCCUGGAGGCGGCCCCUCAGCGUGGGCGCCUGUUGGACGAGCUCCGGUUGAUCUCCUCCAUGGCCUCCAAGGGCGAGGAGGUGGCCACUGGUGUGAUGGUUCCCCCGACCGGGGCGGUCACCUCGGCCUUUGGGCUGAAGAAGGUGGACCAUGAGCAGAUCGCUCGCGAGCGUGACGAGCGCCGUCGCCGCGAGAACCCGGUCGAGGCCCAACGCCAGGACAUGUUGGCGUCCAUCCGUCUGAAGGCCGCGCAGGCCGGCGACGGGGACCUCUCGAUCACCGACGCCGCGGCUGCCGUGGGAGUGAAGCUUCGCUCGGUCGAGCGCCACGCGCCUAAGCCAGUCUCCGAUCCCCACGAGAGCAAUUCUCUGAUGCUGAAUGUCGAGGCAGCCCGCCGGAGGAUGGCCAUCGCCGACGAUCGCUACCACAACUCCUCCUCGUCAGACAGUGAUUCCGGUGAGGAUGACUGGUAGUCUGAGGAUGUGCGCUUCCCCUUUUCUCUCUCUCUCUCUCUCUC
Fonticula alba is the source of this 6197-nucleotide messenger RNA. RefSeq lists its product as hypothetical. The transcript is spliced from 10 exons. Bases 154 to 6153 code for a protein of 1999 amino acids. The record is from RefSeq and is a predicted model, not a curated record. Lineage: Eukaryota; Rotosphaerida; Fonticulaceae.